This is a messenger RNA of Heterobilharzia americana, 1401 nucleotides long. The record is from the annotation of a GenBank genome assembly. Lineage: Eukaryota; Metazoa; Platyhelminthes; Trematoda; Strigeidida; Schistosomatidae.
AUGUCCACAGAUGCAAUUACACCACAGCUGAGGCAGAAGGUAUUAGAACAACUGCGCGAAGUAACUUCAGCACGCAAACUCCCAAAGUCUCCUGAAGAAAUUGAAAAUCUCAUGCUUGAAAAGUCACAUGGUGUUAAAAAAACGUAUCUUAAUCUCUUAUCUAAGGUUAUCAACUCAGGUGCUGGUGGAUCCAGUGGAUCAGCCAAUAUUCAUGUUCCUCCAAAUGAUUCCAAUAUUCAAAUGCAAUCUGUUGGAAGUAAUUUUCAAAUAAAUGGGCAACAACAACUAAUGAAUACCCAGAUCAUUUCUCUACCACGUUCUGGGCCCACUUCAGUUCAAUCACAUCCUCAAAUCCUCCAAGUUAUGUCACAAAGUAUGCAACAAAAUCAUAGUCCAAUCAAUCGCCCCAGAUACACUAUCAGUUCACAUCCUGUCCAACAGCAAUAUCAGUCAUAUUCUCAGAAGGGUAUCAUUCAACAAGAUGGUACUAUUAUUGGAUCACAAUCAACACAUUGUGUUCCAAUCUCAACGAUGGCCAAUCGUGUUAUUUUGCCGUCAGGUGUUACAGUCACUCAGUCAGGUCAAAUUAUUCAGUGUACCACAGGAUCUGGCCAGCAACCAUCAGUCCUUAUAUUCCAACAACCUCAGUCACAAUCUAUGUCACAAAUAACUUCUGUGUCAUCUGUUGAUCAGUCUCUUUCACGUCAGGCAGUAAUUAAUGCACAGGCUACGGGACCAUCUGGCUCCCUUAAACCAGGUUGUCAGCAAGAUAACGUUUACGUGACAACAUCUAGUCCAAAUGCUCUACUCAUUCGAACAUCUAGCUCUGGUUGCCUUACAGUUAUUAAUCCAACAGGUACAAAUAGUGAUUCAUCUCAUAUUGUUAAUACUGGGCAACAAUCACUACAAGGUAUUUCUGAUACUUCAUCAACAACAAUACCGUUUACUGGGACAACAACUGUUUCAAAGCCUAUUCUAACGGUGCUACCAGGUCCACCUGGUACACAAACAAAAAUUAUUCGUCCAGCUGUAUCUCAAUCAUCUAAGAUUGGAAUUCUUCCAAAUAAUCAAAUCCAACCACGACCUAUAGCAUCAGUUAAUCAACAAUAUCAACCAAGAUCUAGUAUACAACCAAAUAGCAACAAUACAUCUGGAAUAUCAAAAGUGAAAGGUUAUACACAAGCUGAGGUACAACAGUCAUUUGAUAAAGACAAUAAAACACCUGAAAUAUCAGAUAAUAAUAAAAAGGUUGGAGAAGUGAAAUCUACUGAAGUUCAAGCUCAAAUUAUCAAUGGAUUAACGGAUAUUGCUAAUCGUUAUUUAUCAACUGUUAAACAUGCUAUUCAGUUAGCCUCUAAACGACCUGAAGCUGCUGGUUGUGUUCGUAAAUAUAUUAAUUAA